Molecule: messenger RNA, 2504 nt
Organism: Populus nigra (black poplar)
Lineage: Eukaryota; Viridiplantae; Streptophyta; Magnoliopsida; Malpighiales; Salicaceae
Product: phosphatidylinositol/phosphatidylcholine transfer protein SFH8
Exons: 15
Coding region: 344-2224 (626 amino acids)
Source: RefSeq, a predicted model, not a curated record
CCCCCUCCAUCUCCGUAAGAAAAAAGGCUCUCGUUUCGCCGUCGAGAUACUCGGCGAAUUUAAUUUAAUUCCCCUAGUUCUUAUUUAUAUAUAUAUUUACUAAUUAUCAUCAUCAUCUAAUUUUGUAACCAACCUUCCGUUUACAGAUUAUAAUUCCUCUUUCGCUGGUUUGAUGCGUUCAUAACCAUCCGAUCUAACGCGUGAUCCGUGUUAAAGGAAUAUAAAUUAUUUAUCAUAUAUCCCUAACUAACUAACAACAGGUAGAGUUAUUGUUAUCGGUGAUUGAUACGGUGAUCGGUUUGAUUUUAUCGAGUGAAAUUCAGGUGCUUUGCAUCAAUUUGUGAUGUCGGGUCCGUUGGAUCGAUUCGCCAGACCUUGUUUUGAGGGGUUUUACAGUAGUGAUGAGCGGAGAGAGAGGAAAUCUGAUUUUGAGAACUCUGAGGACGAGAGGAGAACUAGAAUUGGGUCGUUAAAAAAGAAAGCGCUUAAUGCAUCUACUAAAUUCAAGCAUUCUCUGAAGAAGAAGAGUAGGAGAAAGGGUGAUGGAAGAGUUAGCUCUGUUUCAAUAGAGGAUGUUCGAGAUGUUGAGGAAUUACAGGCUGUUGAUCGAUUUCGACAGACUUUGGUGAUGGAUGAGUUAUUGCCAGAAAGACAUGAUGACUAUCAUAUGAUGUUAAGGUUCUUGAAAGCAAGGAAAUUUGACAAUGAAAAAGCUAAGCACAUGUGGGCUGAUAUGCUUCAAUGGAGAAACGAAUUUGGUACUGAUACCAUUAUGGAGGAUUUUGAAUUUAAAGAGUUGGAUGAAGUUUUGAAGUAUUACCCUCAUGGUAAUCAUGGUGUGGAUAAAGAGGGGAGACCUGUUUAUAUAGAAAGGUUGGGAAAAGUUGAUCCUAACAAACUUAUGAAUGUUACAACCAUGGACCGGUAUGUGAGAUACCAUGUGCGGGAGUUUGAGAAAAGUUUCGCAAUAAAGUUUCCAGCUUGUACUAUUGCUGCCAAGAGGCAUAUAGAUUCAAGCACAACUAUUUUAGAUGUUCAAGCCGUGGGCAUUAAGAACUUUAACAAGUCAGCAAGGGAUCUCAUUACGCGGCUUCAGAAGAUUGACGGUGACAAUUACCCUGAGACACUCCAUCAAAUGUUCAUCAUCAAUGCUGGUCCUGGAUUUAGGCUUUUGUGGAACACUGUAAAGACUUUUCUAGAUCCUAAAACUACAUCAAAGAUUCAUGUUCUCGGGAACAAGUACCAGACCAAAUUGCUUGAGAUAAUUGAUGCCAGUGAAUUGCCGGAAUUUCUGGGUGGUACGUGCACAUGUGCUGAUCAGGGGGGUUGCCUUCGGUCUGAUAAGGGACCAUGGAAAAACCCAGAAAUAUUGAAGAUGGUUCUUAACGGUGAACCACGCCGAGGCAGGCAGGUUGUAAAAGUUUUAAACAGCGAAGGCAAGGUUAUUGCUUAUGCUAAGCCACAGUAUCCAAUGUUCAAAGGCAGUGAUACAUCCACUGCAGAGUCAGGAUCUGAAGCUGAAGAUGUCACUUCCCCUAAAGCACUGAAAAGUUAUUCCCAUCUUCGACUUACACCUGUUCGUGAAGAAGCUAAGGUAGUCGGAAAGGCAGGAUAUGGUGUUAGCUUCUCAGGGUAUGAUGAAUACGUUCCCAUGGUUGACAAAGUUGUUGAUGCUGAAUGGAAAAAGCAAGCAUCCAUCCAGAGGCCUUCUGUUUCCAAAGCUACAAGCCCCCAGCCCAACACUGGAAAGACUCCAGAAGGGGUUCAUGUUCGAAUUUUUGUAGCUGUUGUGGCUUUCUUCAUGACACUUCUUACUCUAUUCCGCUCACUGGCAUCCCAAGUAACCAAAAGGCUUCCCCACACCUUGUCUGAUUGUGACCAGAGUUCUCCUGAACCUGCUCUUGAUGCACGUCAAAAAGAGGAGUGCCUUCCCUCUUCACCAACUUCUGCUUUUACUGAGGCUGACCUUCUCUCCUCUGUACUGAAAAGGCUUGGUGAGCUUGAGGAGAAAGUUGAUACACUUCAAGCAAAGCCGUCAGUGAUGCCUUACGAGAAAGAGGAAUUGCUGAAUGCUGCUGUUUGUCGCGUGGAUGCGUUGGAAGCAGAGCUGAUUGCUACUAAAAAGGCUUUAUAUGAAGCUUUAAUGAGGCAGGAAGAGCUGCUUGCUUACAUAGACAGUCAAGAAGAAGCCAAGUUCCGCCGGAAAAAGAAGUUCUGCUGGUAAAAGCGUUUUUGCCAAGUUAGAGACUAUGAUGGCGCUCUUAUCCGGUACUCGUAGAUGUGGUUUCUAGACGAGCGUGAUACAGAGUGUAUGACAUGCGAUCACUGAUGUUGUCUUUGCUGGGACACAACACUUUCUCAAUUAAUGUAAUUUUCUGUCACUUUGGGAAGAACACAGACCUUGUGUUGCAUGAGCAUAUCUUGUUUGGGAUGGUCAUUGACUACAGCGAAUUUGGUAAACACACUUUAUCUCCAAAGACAAUACAAAUUUGUAUUUAGAUAUU